GAUUUAAAACCGGUUUCUAUCCAGUUUCCGACUAGAGGGCGCUACGGUUAUCGACUCUGAUGGAAAUUGGAACUUGAAACGCAGUACAGGGUUUUUGUCGUUGAAUCGCUGGAUUAAUUGUAUCCCAUUUUAUUCGUUUCCGUUCGUAGAUGCGGAAGCAUAUUUUAAAGUCUCGUGCACAUUGAAUCAGAAGAAUUUUGUAAAAUUCAUUAGUUUACUACAGACUUGAAUCAUGCCUGUUCCAUCUCUACAGAAACCUGCUCCAGCAUUUAAAGGAACAGCCGUUGUUGAUGGGCUGUUCAAAGAUAUCUCACUUGAGGACUACAAGGGAAAAUAUGUUGUCUUGUUCUUCUAUCCUUUGGAUUUCACAUUUGUAUGUCCUACCGAGAUCAUAGCCUUCUCCGAUCGUUUUGAUGAAUUCGACAAAAUCAACACGGCUGUUAUCGCAUGCUCUACUGACAGUCAGUUCUCACAUUUGGCUUGGAUCAAUACUCCUCGUAAACAAGGUGGCAUUGGAGAUAUGAAAAUUCCCGUUCUCGCUGAUAAAUCAGGUGCUAUUUCUAAGGAUUAUGGAGUGUUGGAUGAAGAGAGUGGCAUUCCAUUCAGAGGACUGUUCAUUAUUGAUGGAAAAGGAAUUUUAAGGCAAAUCACUAUCAAUGAUCUACCAGUAGGUAGAUCAGUGGACGAAACCCUCCGACUUGUUCAAGCUUUCCAGUUUACUGACGAACAUGGAGAGGUCUGUCCAGCUGGCUGGAAACCUGGUGGAAAGACAUUGAAACCAAACCCAAAAGAAUGCAUCACCUACUUUUCCUCCGCAAAUUGAUGCUACCUUAUCAAUUUCAAUAGAAUUAGGAAGUCGUCAAGAUAGAGUGGAAGUUAUUUUUAUGAAAAUGAAAAAAGUUUUUUUGAUUUUACAGUAAUUCUAUUCACUUACUUAAGAUAACUUGAUUUCUUUUUUUUGGUUCCAACUAAACCUUCCAGAUAUUGUCUUUACCUUUUAUGAUAUUUAUUUUGUGUAUUUUCCAAAGUGUUAAGCAUUUCAUUAAAUGUUUGGGAAAAUAGGAAUUCAAAUUUUGUCCUCUUAAUAUUCUUGAUAUUUCAAUAAAUUUGUGUUUGAA
Leptinotarsa decemlineata (Colorado potato beetle) is the source of this 1118-nucleotide messenger RNA. Its product is annotated as peroxiredoxin 2. The record is from RefSeq and is a predicted model, not a curated record. Gene Ontology annotation, biological process: removal of superoxide radicals; hydrogen peroxide catabolic process; cell redox homeostasis. NCBI's taxonomy places the organism in Eukaryota, Metazoa, Arthropoda, Insecta, Coleoptera, Chrysomelidae. Gene Ontology annotation, cellular component: cytosol. Gene Ontology annotation, molecular function: thioredoxin peroxidase activity.